Molecule: messenger RNA, 614 nt
Organism: Abrus precatorius (Indian licorice)
Lineage: Eukaryota; Viridiplantae; Streptophyta; Magnoliopsida; Fabales; Fabaceae
Product: DNA-directed RNA polymerase I subunit RPA12-like
Exons: 5
Coding region: 133-489 (118 amino acids)
Biological process (GO): DNA-templated transcription; termination of RNA polymerase I transcription
Cellular component (GO): RNA polymerase I complex
Molecular function (GO): zinc ion binding; DNA-directed RNA polymerase activity; nucleic acid binding
Source: RefSeq, a predicted model, not a curated record
GCCAUUAACACGGCCCAAAAUGUCUAAACUUCCCUAAAUCCUUAAAAAGAAAACCAGUAGCAGGGUUUUUGGGAUUCAUCUCUGCAGCACUGGUUCGAAGAUCCCUGCAGCACCUAAACUUCGGGUUUGAAGAUGGCUUACUCUCGCGGACGCGAUUUCUUGUACUGUCAUUUGUGUGGGACAAUGCUCACUGUCCCUUCCCCUAAGUUCGCUGAAUGUCCCUUAUGCAAAACUCGUCAAAACAUAGAUGAUAUUCGUGAUCGUGAAAUAAGUUACACAAUUUCUGCUGAGGAUAUCAGAAGAGAGCUUGGAAUUGAAAUAAUUGAGGAACAGAAGGUGCAAUUGUCUAAGGUCAACAAGAAAUGUGAAAAAUGUGGUCAUGAUGAAGCUACCUUUUAUACUAGACAGCGGAUGAAGGGCAAACUACUUUCUACACAUGUACUCGCUGUGGUCAUCAAUUUCAGGAGAAUUAAGUUGCUACUGUUGUAGCUUAGUGAAAUAUGUGUAAUUUAUGGAUGCCUUUUUAAAGUUUAUUUGCUACUGUUGUAGCUUAGUGAAAUAUGUGGAAUUUAUGGAUGCUUUUUUGAAGUAUAUCUUAUUUAAUAGUGAUUUUG